AUGGGAAAUUCUCAGAGGAAGUUUAAAAGAGAAGCUACAGAUGAACCAGAAGAGGAGCUGGACCAGCGGAUAGUCUCAUUAGAUAUGCCAGGAUACGUGAUUCCACCGUUAAUUAGAGGAAUCAACUAUAAUUUGCAGAUGUACGAAGACCCGCCAAAAUCUAAGCCAGUAAGCAACGUAAUGGUCCCAAAUUUAAAAUUUUCAAAAUCCGUUUUCAUACUAAAGAAGGACACAGUGACAGUGGACCCAAUACCACCGAAGUUUCUGAUUUCCUUCGAGUAUGACGCGGAAGAGAAGUGCUGCCUGUGCCUUAAGUUCGGCCAAGUACACAAGGGAUUGAACAACGGAGUUCCAAGCUUCACAAAGCCGAUCUGUGAAACGAAAGAAACGGACCUGAAGGUCGGGAAGAACGUAAAGUUUGAAAUGGACUACGGGCUCAUCGCGGAAUUGAAACAAGUGACGCUGGAGUCGUGCUCAUUCACGACGGAGAGGAAGUUCGUGCCAAUCCUGAUGGUGGUGAGGUCGAAGGAAAGCGAGUUCAAGUACUACGUGAUGUGCGGACUGAAAAACGACUACGCAAACCAGUGGAACAUCUUCGUAACGAAGAGAAGAAUACAAGUGGGAGACUUGGGGUACCAGGUUCAGGAGGUCUACGGGCUGAACCAGUCGGAGUACAACAACGUGGCCGAGGACAAGGACGAGAGGAUAAAAAAGUGCUCAAUAUGCCUCGAUAAACCGUCUAACACAAUCCUGAUGCCGUGCAGGCACCUGUGCCUGUGUUCGGAGUGCUCAAUCAGCCUGUCAGUGCAGAUCGGCAGGUGCCCGAUGUGCAGAGCCUGCGUGACGCAAAUACUCCACAUAAACAGCGUAAAAACUAUACGUACAUGUUCACAAGUGGGAAAGCGAAGGAAGGCGCAGUGUGUAAGGCACGUAAAGUAA
Theileria orientalis strain Shintoku is the source of this 939-nucleotide messenger RNA. RefSeq lists its product as uncharacterized. Gene Ontology annotation, biological process: protein ubiquitination. Lineage: Eukaryota; Apicomplexa; Aconoidasida; Piroplasmida; Theileriidae. The transcript has 5 exons. The record is from RefSeq and is a predicted model, not a curated record. The coding region runs from base 1 to 939 and encodes 312 amino acids. Gene Ontology annotation, molecular function: ubiquitin protein ligase activity.